Molecule: messenger RNA, 1182 nt
Organism: Clonostachys rhizophaga
Lineage: Eukaryota; Fungi; Ascomycota; Sordariomycetes; Hypocreales; Bionectriaceae
Source: the annotation of a GenBank genome assembly
AUGCCAUCGCAAGCUACAAGACGUGGGACUAGCAACAAUACCUCCAAAGCCCGGGCCAAAUCUCGACCUAAGAUUUCCAGCUCCGAGGCCACGCCCGCUACAAAAGAUUGUGCAGCUGCCCAGAGCCAUCAAUGCGAACCUCCCAACGUAUCAUGUUCCUCCAGUCAACCAAGUCAAACUCCAAAGGCAUGCACGCCGAGUCCCACCGGCAAGAACGUUCUUUCACUACAAACCUCCAGCAUCCAGAAGAAGCAAGCUCCCUUCAGCGACCAUGUCAUCAUGCACACUGUUGAUCCUGACAAUGCGAUCGACUCCGACUCUAAGAGUGACCAUAUUGAUGAGAGCGCAAUUGACGACGAGGAUGACUCCUCCGACUGGGAGGACUCGAUUGAGGACAGUGGCAAGUCUAGCGUUGACGACAAGUACUUCCAGCGUGUUGACUCCAAGGUCAACCUCACCUCCCGGAGAUCCCUCAUCACCCUGAUGCUCACACAGACUGAAGACCGCGCAGAGGCCCUCAGCAACCAUGCUUCACAGUCAACAUCCGCUAUCCCACAGUCGCGCAAUCGCAAUGGGCCUGCCUUUGCUGUCUCUCCCAACGACUCUGACGAUGCUCCCCUCAUGAUGAAGGGUAACCGCCAGGCACCCCUGAAGCCUAUCCGGGAGAUUCCCCGAUCAAGCGCACAGCCUAUGCCUAUCGCAGAGACCCUCAGCAACCAUGCUUCCCAGCCAAUACUCGUUAUCCCACAGUCGCGCAAUCGCAAUGGGCCUGCCUUUGCUGUCUCUCCCAGCGACUCUGACGAUGCUCCCCUCAUGAUGAAGGGCAACCGCCAGGCACCCCUGAAGCCUAUCCGGGAGGUUCCCCGAUCAAGCGCACAGCCCAUCCCCACCGUCGCUCACGGCCAAGCUCAAGGCGCUCUCUCUCCUCGAACUACUCGUCGCAAUAUGCUUGCUACGGAGUUGACCGAGUCUCUUCGCCGCCACCUCCUGUGGGAGCGAUCUCAAAAGUCUUCUACCGUUAAUGCAGUUCUCAAGAGACGUCACACCUCACAAGAUGUGGCCAACCUAAGGCAAUUCCCCGAGAAGUCCUGUAUGAAGAAGACCGAAGAUGCCAAUACCAGCAGCUGGAACCAGUAUUUUGUCAAAGAAACCUUCGAUGGAUACCACUCUAAGGGCUGGUAG